Molecule: messenger RNA, 630 nt
Organism: Mya arenaria
Lineage: Eukaryota; Metazoa; Mollusca; Bivalvia; Myida; Myidae
Product: C1q-related factor-like
Exons: 2
Coding region: 1-630 (209 amino acids)
Molecular function (GO): protein binding
Source: RefSeq, a predicted model, not a curated record
AUGCGAACGAUUCUGUGUUUUUUUUUCAUUGCUAGCUAUGUCGAAAGUAUCGAUACAGCUAAUGAAGAGCCGGAGGCAGAUUUCGUGACCGUGCCGAAGACGUUGAUAACUGGCCUCCAGGAGGAUGUCACCAGACUGCAGGAGAGAGUCGAUCAACUGGAGAAACUGGAGGCAAGGUUUCAGGCACUGGAGACCAAGUUAGACGUCAGUGCCAAUAUUCGAUAUAAGCGCCAAGAGGAGCUAGCUGCUUUCUCUGUCAAACUGUCGCGACCUCUCACUCACAUGACAGUGAAGCAACCUAUUAAGUUUGACGAAGUUCUGCUCAACAAGGGGAACCGUUAUUCUGCGGCUACUGGCCACUUCACUGCUUCAAUUCCUGGGACCUACCUUUUCAUUUACUUUAUGGGUCAUCACAGCACCGGCGAAACUUGGAUCGAACUGGUGAAAAACGGCGUUCGUGUAAACCUUGCAGUUGCUGAAGGAUCGUUUGCCUCUCAGAAUCUCCAAGGCGGGAACGCAGCCAUAAUACCACUGGCGGUCGGUGACAACGUAUGGGUGGAAAUCACGCAGGUGUCCAAUGUUCCGCUUCAAGAGCAGUUCACAACGUUCUCUGGUGCAAUUUUGUAUUGA